Messenger RNA from Pedinophyceae sp. YPF-701, 3312 nucleotides. NCBI's taxonomy places the organism in Eukaryota, Viridiplantae, Chlorophyta, Pedinophyceae. The record is from the annotation of a GenBank genome assembly.
AUGUCCAGCAGACCGUCCACAGCGCGCGGGAGGGCGGGCGCCGACGCUGGGGGCGGGGACGGCGUCAACGUCCAGGUCAUUCUGCGGUGCAGGCCGGUGAACGAGAAUGAGGUGGCGUCGCGCGCUCAGAAGGUGAUCGACUGCAACGAUGACCGCAAGGAGGUCACGGUGUGGCAGUCGAUGGCCGGAAAGCGGGUUGAGAAGACCUUCCGCUUCGACAAGGUUUUCGGCCCGUCUUCCGGCCAGGAGGACAUCUUCCACACGUCCAUCGCGCCCAUCGUCCAGGAGGUCCUCGAGGGCUUCAAUUGCACCAUCUUCGCGUACGGACAGACCGGCACAGGCAAGACGUACACGAUGGAGGGCGACUUCCGCGGCGAAGGGAGCGGGUCGGCCCACCUCCCGGCUGGCGCCGGCGUCAUUCCCCGCGCGAUCAACCUCGUGUUCCAAACCCUCGAAGGCAUGGGCUCCGAGUACACCGUCAAGGUCUCGUACCUCGAGCUGUACAACGAGGAGAUCACGGACCUCCUCGCGGCGGGCGAGGACGACGCGGGCCGGCGGCUGCGUCUCAUGGAGGACGCGAGCAACGUGGUGCACGUCGGCGGGCUGGAGGAAAUCAUCGUGAGCACGCCGGGGGAGAUCCACGCGGUGCUGGACCGCGGGAGCUACCGGCGGACGAAGGGCGCGACGCUGCUGAACAAGCAGUCGUCGCGCUCGCACUCGGUGUUCACUAUUACCAUUCACAUGAAGGAGAGCACGCCCGAGGGCGAGGAGAUCAUCAAGGUGGGCAAGCUGAACCUCGUGGACCUCGCGGGGAGCGAGAACAUCUCGAAGUCCGGCGCGAAGGACCAGCGGGCGCGCGAGGCCGGCAGCAUUAACCAGUCUCUGCUGUGCCUGGGCCGCGUGAUCACGGCCCUGACGGAGCGGCAGCCGUACGUGCCGUACCGCGACUCGAAGCUCACGCGGCUGCUGCGCGAGAGCCUCGGGGGCCGCGCGAAGACGUGCAUCGUGGCGACGAUCGCGCCGACGGUGACGUGCCUGGACGAGACGGUCAACACGCUCGACUACGCGCACCGGGCGAAGAACAUCCGCAACCGGCCGGAGAUCAACCAGAAGAUCUCGAAGACCGCGCUGCUCAAGGACUACGCCGGCGAGAUCGACAAGCUCAAGGCGCAGCUGUACUCGGCGCGGGAGAAGGAGGGGGUGUAUUUGCCUACGGACCAGUACACGGCGAUGGAGGAGCGCAUCGCGACGCAGGAGCGGGACCUCGCGGCCGCGCAGGAGGCGCUCGGUGUGCAGGCUGAGGCGGCGCGGGCCGCGGAGGGCGCGCUGGCGGCGGAGCGGGCCGCGCACGGGGCGCUGCGGGCGAAGCACGCGGCGGCGGUGGCGGCGCUGGAGAGGACGGCGGCGAACCUGAAGCAGGCGCAGCUGAAGAUCGAGGAGCAGGAGCACGUGAUCGCGGUGCAGCGCGAGGCGGAGGCGGCGCUGGCGGCGCACGCGGUGGGUCUGACGCAUGAGCUGGAGCGCACAGCGGCGGAGCUCGGCGCCGCGCACGCGAAGAUCGAGCGCAAGGCCGGUGUCGAGCGGGACAACGCUGCGACGGUCGGGGCGCUGGCGGCGGAGGCGCAGCGGGCCGUCGGGGGCAUGGCGGCGGCGCUGGGCCGCGCUGUUGAGGCGCAGCGCGCGGCGCACGGUGCCGUGGCGAGCGGCGCAGCUGCGGCGCUCGAGCGGCGCAGGGCAGAGCUGCAGAGCUCGCAGGCGUCGCUGGAGGCGCUCUCCGGGACGCUGGCGGGCCUGCGCGACGCCGGCGCGGCGUCUCUGUCUGGGCUCGCGGACGGCGCGCGGUCGGCGCUGUCCGACGCGGCGGCGAGCCAGGAGCGCCACCGCGACGCCGUGGUGAAGGCGCUGGCGGACGCGGAGCGCGCGUGCGCGGACGGCAUCGCGGAGGUCCGCGCUGCGUUGAGCGGCGAGCGCGGGCGCGUCAGGGCCGUGGCCGACGCGCAGACGGCGGCCGCGGAGGAGCUCCGCGCGCACAUGGAGCGGCUGGUCGCGAGCGCGGAGGCGGCGAUGAAGGGCGUGAGCGACGCGAGCGCGAGGGCGAGGGCGGACGGUGCCGCGCGUGUCGCGGCGCAGCAGGAGUGCCUGCGCGCCGUGGCUGCGGAGUUCCGGGCGCGUGCGGAGCGGGAGAAGGAGGAGAUGGUGAAGCGGAUGGCGGCCGUGGUCGGCGACUUCGUCGGCGCGUCCGUCGAGAGCGUGACGGCGGUGACGGCGAAGGUGGCGGAGGACGUCGGCGCGGGGGGAGUCUCGCUGCAGUCUGACAUGGACGCCGUGGCCGCUGCGGCGCGCGAGGGCGCCGGGCUGGCUCGCGGCGUGGGCGUGAAGGCCGGAGAGGAGGUCGCGGAGGCGGCGGCGAAGGCACGGGCGACGCUGGGAAGCAUCGAGGAGGGAAUUGGUGCUGCGAGCGGGGACGCGGAGGGCGUGGCCGACGGCAUGCGCGCUGCGGGCGAGGCUGCGCGCGCGCAGCUGGAGGAGCACACGGACGCGCUGGUGGAGCGCGCGAACGCGGCGCAGGCGCGCGUCGAGGCGGCGGUCGCGGCGGGGGUGUCGGAGCUGGCGUCGGGCGCCGAGGCGGGCGCCGCGGCGGUCGGCGGGAUGCACGAGGAGGCGCGCCGCGGGGCUGAGGCGGCCACGCGCGAGGCCGGGGAGAUCACCGCCACGGCGGAGGGCGGCAGGGCUGCGGUGGAGGCGUACGGCGCCGAGCAGGGCGCGGGCCUGGAGGGCCUCGGCGGGCACGUGCGCACGAAGCUCGAGGUCGAGUACCGCAGUGACGUUCCGACGGGCGAGACGCCGAAGAAGCGCCGCGUCGCCGUGCCGGCCGUGGCCGAUGCUGAGGCGUUGCGCGCCGACAUUGAGGGCGCGGUCGGUCAGCUGAAGAAGUCGAGGAUCGACGCGGGGCUGGAGGUCUUCACAGGCUUCCUGAGCGACGGCGAGGAGGGUUCAGAGCCGUCGCCGACGUCGGAGGAUGUCGAGAUGGAGGGGGAGGGGUCUGGGACGGACCGCGAGUCAGGGGGGGUGUCUUCUCCGGUGCGGACGAACUCGCUCGCGUCGUCCGAGGGCGCUGACGGCCCGCAGACGCCGCGCGGCCGGCCGCUGGUCGAGCGGAGCGGCAACGCGGCUCCGGCUGAGUCAGCGCCGAAGACCCCCCGGGAGUUGUUUACUCCUGGGAAGCCCCGGUCAGGGCUGCCGCGGCCGGGGAGCUCGCGGCUGCGCGCGCCGACGACGCGGUCGACGCGGAGCCGGCCGGCCGCGGAGUAA